AUGAAGCUAGUCAGAUUCCUCAUGAAAUGCGCCAACGAGACGGUCACGAUCGAGCUCAAGAACGGCACCAUCGUGCACGGCACCAUCGCGUCCGUGUCGCCCCAGAUGAACACGGCCCUGCGCAACGUCAAGAUGACCCCGCGCGGCCAGGAGCCCAUCCACCUCGAGACCCUCAACGUCCGCGGCAGCACCAUCCGCUACUUCAUCCUGCCCGACUCGCUGCCCCUCGACACCCUGCUGAUCGACGACGCCCCCAAGCCCAAGAAUAAGGCCCGCAAGGAGGCUGAUCGCGGAACCGGGCGUGGUGGGCGCGGUGGGCGUGGUGGUGGACGUGGGAUGGGGAGGGGGAGGGGGAGAGGCCGUGGGAGGGGUUUCUAA
This is a messenger RNA of Chaetomium globosum CBS 148.51, 378 nucleotides long. RefSeq lists its product as uncharacterized. Gene Ontology annotation, biological process: RNA processing; spliceosomal snRNP assembly. The record is from RefSeq and is a predicted model, not a curated record. Bases 1 to 378 code for a protein of 125 amino acids. Gene Ontology annotation, cellular component: U5 snRNP; precatalytic spliceosome; U12-type spliceosomal complex. Gene Ontology annotation, molecular function: RNA binding. The transcript has 2 exons. Lineage: Eukaryota; Fungi; Ascomycota; Sordariomycetes; Sordariales; Chaetomiaceae.